Molecule: messenger RNA, 6841 nt
Organism: Sus scrofa (pig)
Lineage: Eukaryota; Metazoa; Chordata; Mammalia; Artiodactyla; Suidae
Gene: ZKSCAN4
Product: zinc finger with KRAB and SCAN domains 4
Biological process (GO): regulation of transcription by RNA polymerase II
Cellular component (GO): nucleus
Molecular function (GO): RNA polymerase II cis-regulatory region sequence-specific DNA binding; DNA-binding transcription activator activity, RNA polymerase II-specific
Source: RefSeq, a predicted model, not a curated record
GAAACAGAAAAUCCUUUACCUCUGGUGUGUGGGAAGGAGGGAGCUGACUCUCUAGUUACUUUUGCAGGAGCAACUUCAAUGGCUUUGUUGACCGUUUGCUACCUACAGUGUGUUAAGGAUGAAUGGAAAGUGAGGACUGGAGUCAGAUGGGAGGGCUUUCUUUCAAGUAGUUUAGCCUUGACGGGAAGGAAAGAGAGUGGCAGCUGGAGUGGGGCAAGGACCAGGGCAGCCACUACUCUCUCCAAGUAAGUGCCUGCUGAUGUGAUCAGCCUCUUCCAUGUCUCUGAGAGAAAAGGAAUGUCCUCCUGCCUGGAGCUCUCAGGAAGCCCUACUUUCUUCAGAAUUUUAGUGUCAAUUUUAUGUCAAGCUUACGUCAGAGCAUGGUGGGAGCCUCAAUAGCACCUUUACAGGAUUGAAAGAUUUAGUCUCAUUGCUUAAGAUACAGAGCCUGUCCCAUCCUUUCUUUCUCCUCCCCCUAACUGCUUCCCUUGAGGGGCGGUAAGGGCUUGGUUGCUAAUGGGUUAACUCGUGGACAACCACCGAGAGAUGCUUCCUAGAGAGCCCAGGAAGUGGCAUUGAUUCCCACCGAACCUUCCUGUGCCCCAACCGUAAUUUUUCUCCAGCAUCAGGCUAGUGUUCUCUCUUGACCAAGACAUCUUUUGGGGAUUUGGCGGUGGGGUGUAGAGGAGGGCGCUGCAAAGGCACGGACUGCAGCCGACAAUCUAUCAAGCUGCGCCGCAGGGGUGUCCUGGGACCCUGGACACGCGGAAGGGGACCACUGCAGUUUCACAGUCUGCACUAUCAGACCUCUCAUCCUUCAAGAAUUUUCCGAAAAAAUACUGCUCCCAACUAGAGAGAGGCCCCGUAUCGCCCUGGCCCAGGAUGGCUAGGGAAUCGAAGGAAAGCGCAGCCUUGGACGCCCCGUCUGCAGAGGACCGGACCGGGAUCCUGACGGUGAAGGUGGAGAAAGAGGAAGCUUCCUCCCUGGCUGCAGAGGCGGGCGCCCCCGGCAGCCCCGCUCCCGGCCUCGAGCACUUGCGCCAGCGCUUCCGAGGCUUCCGCUACCCGGAGGCUGAGGGACCCCGUGAGGCAUUGAGCCGGCUCCGGGAGCUGUGCCGGCUGUGGCUUCGGCCUGAGAUGCACAGCAAGGAGCAGAUCCUGGAGCUGCUGGUGCUCGAGCAGUUCCUGACCAUCCUGCCAGGGGACCUGCAGAGCUGGGUGCGGGAGCAGCAUCCGGAGAGCGGAGAGGAGGUGGUGGUGCUCUUGGAGUAUUUGGAGAGGCAGUUGGAUGAGCCAGUGCCACAGGUCCCAGGUGAUGACCAGGGGCAAGAACUGCUCAGGUGCAAGAUGGCAGUAUUGACACCAGCUCAGAAGUCACGAAAUGCCCAGUUUCAGCCAAUGAAGGCUCUGCUCAAGCAUGAAUCUUUGGGACCCCAGUCCUCACCAAACAGAGCUCUCCAGGUUCCUAGGCUUCCCCUGGGAGGGCGCUGCAGAGAAGAUGCAGUGGUAGCUGCCAACCUCACCCAGGAGUCCCAGAGGCCGCUGAAAAUGGAAGAUGUGGCCCUGACCCUCAGUCCUGGGUGGACACAGCUGGAUUCAUCUCAGGUGAAUUCGUACAGAGAUGAAAGGCAGGAGAACUGUGGCAGCCUAAUGGCCCUGGGUGGUGAAAUACGGACUAAGCUCAGGGACCUGCCUCCAGAGGAGGAACCUCCAGAACAGGAGCCUGGGCAGGUACCAUGCCACCUGGGUGAAGCCAUUGGCCAGAUUCCCGUGUGUGCAGAAGCUGGUGAACAGGAGGGCAGGUUACAAAGAAAGCAGAAAGGUGCUGCAGGGACGAGGCGGCACUAUUGUCAUGAAUGUGGGAAGAGCUUUGCUCAGAGCUCAGGCCUGACUAAGCACAGGAGAAUCCACACCGGGGAGAAACCCUAUGAGUGUGAGGACUGCGGCAAGACCUUCAUCGGGAGCUCUGCCCUCGUCAUUCAUCAGAGAGUCCACACUGGUGAGAAGCCGUAUGAGUGUGAAGAGUGCGGCAAGGUCUUCAGUCACAGUUCAAACCUCAUCAAACACCAGAGAACUCACACUGGGGAGAAGCCCUAUGAGUGCGAUGACUGUGGGAAAACCUUUAGCCAGAGUUGCAGCCUCCUCGAACAUCACAAAAUCCACACCGGGGAGAAGCCGUACCAGUGCAACAUGUGCGGCAAAGCCUUUAGGCGGAAUUCACAUCUCUUGAGACAUCAGAGGAUCCACGGCGAUAAACACGUUCAGAAUCCUGACCGUGGUGAGACCUGGGAGAGUCGGGAUAGGAUGGAGCACCAGUGGCAAAACGUCGAGGCUCCCGUGUCUUUUAAAUGUAAUGCGUGUGAGAGAAGCUUCACUAGGAAUAGAAGCCUUAUUGAACACCAGAAAAUCCACACUGGUGAGAAACCCUAUCCAUGUGAUGCGUGUGGAAAAGGUUUCACUCGACCUUCAUAUCUUGUUCAGCAUCAGAGAAGCCACGUUGGGAAAAAAAUCCUAUCACCAUGACCCGUGUCUUAUGUGCUAGAGUUGGUGCUCAUUCUUCAUUGAACUGAAGCCACCCUGGAGCCCUUGCUGAUUACAACACUGUGGGCUGGGCUUUAUUUACCACCACACGUCAGCAGCUCUUUGUUGGAACAUACAGAGUCGGGUUGAAAUGAAUUCUCUUCUGCGUCCUAGAAGGUGAUUAAAAAACAAACAAACCCUUGUUUGAUAGGAAGCAACAGGAGAGUUGGUCCGGAAGAGGUAGGACCUGAAAUGGUUCUCCCCUUUUGGACUUAAACGGGCUUUUAGACUGGCUAAUUAAUCAUACUGGGUCAGUGUGUUAUGACAUCUCCUGGGUGAACGGCUCUGAUUUGGGGGGCUGCUGCUCUGACUGUUCAUUUUGCCUCUUAUGAACCCCUCACCACUUGGUUGGAUCGAUGAUGUCUUAUACCCCUCAUUGUGCCUUGCAUAUAGGUGCUAUAAACAUUGAUUAAACAUACCAGUGAGACGACCUUAAUAGCUCUGAGAAUCUAAUGUUGUCUAGAUUGCUGAGGACUUUCCAAGGCUAUUGGUGUUUGUCCAGUUCUCUGAGGUUCUAGAUUCUGGGUUAAUCUUGUAUAGUUUUUGUCAAGUACAGAAGAUUAUCAGAGUUGGAGUGAGGAUUCCAUAUUUCUUCACGAGCAUAAUAGUAAUAGUAAGAAUGCCUUAAACAGAUUCUUUAUCAUUAAGACAUGGCGAGACUGCUUCUUCCAUACAAUUCCAUUCUGUUGUCUAUGUUAAUUAUAUUAAUUCACAUUAAUUUUACUACUCCUUAGGGGGAAACCUUUCACACUCAGGUAAGUAAAAAUCAGUUUAUCGAGCCAGAUCAAAAGGAUUAUGAAUCUGGACAUAAAUCCUGUGAUACUCAAUAGCUUGUUUCUCACCUUUUGGUUAUCUUGGGCCUAACCAAGUGCCCAGACACCGUCCAUAUCCCUCCCACUCGACCUAGGGCCAACUGUGCAUCAAGGCUUAUGCCAGCUUAAGCUUAAACUUCCUCCAGGUCAGAGGAUUCACACCAAUAUUUAUAACAAGUAUCAUUCAUGUUUUCAAAACUGCCCUGUGGUUGAGUCUUUUCAGAAACACAUUGGGAAUCCUGGGUAUCUGACCAAACUGAUUCCACAACAACCAAAGUAUCAACAUGUGAGAUCAAGACUCUCAAUAAGAAUUUCAUGAUUCUCCUAUUUUCACCCAGAUCACCUGUCUGCUAAUUUCCUCAAAGACCGCUAACUUCUUCCUGGGCCCUGAAUGCCUCGCUCCAGCUCCCAGCUUUACCAGGCUGUGCCAAGAAUGGAUUGUUUCUCAUGAAAUCCUGGACUCUGUUUUUUUCAGUCACCAGCAUAUCAUCUCUUCCGUUCUCAAGUACCCUCUCUGGACUCCUGCUCUGAAGUACCCUAGGUGACUAGGGGCUUUGCAAACUGUAGGGCUCUCUCUUUAUCACUUCCCUAUGGUCUUUAAUCACCUUGACUAUCCCCUCAUUGCAAUCUAAGUUCAAACUUUAGCUUUUCUUCACUUAGUCUUGUCAAGCCUUUUAAAGUAAUCAUAUUUUUAUUACCUCCAGAGCUAGCCGUCUUCUUUCCUCUCCUUAUCUUUACUUUUCCUAAAUAUUUCCUGAUAGCCCUGAUCUUAACACUGUUUUUUGUUUUUUUUGUUUUUUUUUUUUUGUCUUUUUGCCUUUUCUAGGGCUGCUCCCGCAGCAUAUGGAGGUUUCCAGACUAGGGGUCUAAUCGGAGCUGUAGCCGCUGGCCUACAUCAGAGCCACAGCCACUCGGGAUCCAAGCCCUGUCUUCGACCCACACCACAGCUCACAGCAACGCCAGAUCCUUAACCCACUGAGCGAGGCCAGGGAUCGAACAAGAAACCUCACAGUUCCUAGUCGGAUUUGUUAACCACUUUGCCACGACAGGAACUCCAACACUGUUCAUUUUUAUUUGGCAUUUGUGUCUUUUAUCAUGUGAAGAGAUAUGUGUGAAAGCCUUUUACAAACCAGAAAGCAUUAUAUACUUAACUUGGUAAGUGUAACUUUUUGGAAUUAACAAAGGACCAUUGUGCCUCCUCUCACUCUUUCUGUGCCUUCCAAACCUAAAAGACUUCGCUAAGAAAUCUAGAAGAGGAGUUCCCUGGUGGCUUAGUGGGAUAAGGAUUUGGAGUUGUCACUGCUGUGGCUCUAUUUGCUGCUAUGGCAUGGGUCUAUCCCUGCUCCAUAAACUUCCACAUGCUGUAGGUGUGGCCAAAAAAGAAAAAAAAGAAAUCUAGAAGAGGGAAAUAGGGUAGAAAAAUACUUGUGAGUGCCUACUAUGCCUGACAGUGAAAAGAAUGAAGCACACACACACACACACACACACAUGCAUACAUACUGGGGCUUAGGCUUUCAGUAUGGUAACAUUGAUAAGACUUGCACAUAAAAACAAGGCAGUGCCAUGAUAAAUGACUUGUGAAUGGUGAGUGAGCUGAAUGCUGUGGAAGUUCAAAGGUUACUUCUGGCUGUGUGCUGUUACUAUUACAUGGAUAGGGUAACAUAUUAGCUGAAAAGACUAAAGGAGUUUCUCAAAUUCAGUAAAUAAGGCAAGUUUGAAGAGGUAGGUACAUCGUAGGGCCUUCAGUGACACAGCAAAGGGGUUGAAAUUGGAUUCAGUGACAACAGGAGCCACUGACAUUUUAUGAUGAGAAUAUUAUUUAGGGAACUAUCUGGCAGUACUGUAUGAUUUCAGAUUUAAAAAUUACUUUGCUGAUAGGCUUUUAGACACCCUAUUUUUGUGUAUAACAGGUGUGUUAAGUAUAAAAUAGUAGUUAUAAAGUAAGUAAAUUAUAAAAUAGCUUUUGUUUUGUUUUUUUGUCUUUUUGAGGGCCGCUCUCGCGACAUAUGGAGGUUCCCAGGCUAGGGGUCUAAUUUGAGCUGUAGCCACCAGAGCCACAGCAAUGCCAGAUCCGAGCUGCAUCUGCGGCCUACACCACGGCUCACAGCAAUGCCAGAUCCUUAACCCACCAAGCAAGGCCAGGGAUCAAACCACAACCUGAGUUGGUUCCUAGUUGGAUUCAUUUCCACUGUGCCACAAUGGGAACUCCUAUAAAAUAGGUUUAACUCUAGCCUAUUUUUUUAAGAUGGUCAAAAAAUUAUUUUCAGGCAAAGUUAGAUCCAUUAAAAUAAGUUGCUUAGUUAAGAUAUUGGCAGUGUAUAAAGUAGAAUAAAAUGCCUCCUUUCAUGCUUUUAAAUACUGUUUUUAGGAAUUUUAGUGUCAAUUAGCCACUCUAUUUUUUCCAACUGAAGCAAUGCUGAAAUCCUUCAUUUUCUUUUGCCUUCUUUUUCAUGAAUAAGUAACUAGUUAUAGCAUAUUUUUUCUACUUAGGUAGAAUAAAUAGUUAAAAUGAAAAGAGCUUUUCAUGAACAGCCCUCCUAGAUGUGUUCUUAAUUUUGGAAAAGAUUCUCUUUCUCUGCCUUCUUCUUUAGUGGGGGGAAAAAUAGUAGGAAUGCCAGCUUUCCUCAGGGUUGUGAGGAUCUGCUUAUACAAAUAAGAGGUGCUGGAUAGAAUGAAAAUGCUUAAUAUUGAGAGAGAAAUGGAGAUUAAGCACUUUGUUAGCCAAAACCUCUGCAUACUGGGAUGACAAUUGUUUAAUCGUAAAAACAGUCUUAAAAUAGUGUCCUGAUGCAAGUGUACCACAGCAAUGAUCUGAUCUUGUAAUGAUGAACCAAAAUUAUCUGUUUGGUUCCACCUCAAUUAUUCCUCAUGAGAACGGUAACCAUUCAGUAAACUUAUCUACCUUUCUCUGUCUUUUCAGUCUAUUUUUUUUGUUUGUUUUUCCUCAUGAUAGCUAAAAUUGGGUUAGACGGAUUCAAACGAGGAAACUUUUUUCAGUCAGCUCUCCUAUUUUGUAUGUUUCAAAUGGAGUUGCUACUGCAGAAAUACUUGAAGAUAACUACUUUCCUGUGAACUUUUUUGUUAGCAUACCAUUUUUAUUGUAGAAAUAUCCUUUUAUUUCUGCAUCUACCCACAUUUCUCAUUUCAUUUAUGGCAUUAGCAAUUCCUUUAUAUUUACCACAUUAAUCUAAGACCUUGGAAUUUGAACAAAGCAAAGGUUCCUGGGAGUUCCGGCUGUGGCACACUGGUUAAGGAUCUGGCAUUGUCUCCGUGCUGGCGCCAGUCGCUCCUGAGGCACGGGUUCCAUCCCUGGCCUGGGAACUUACAUAUUCCUGUUUUUAUUCCAAUUUCUAAGCUAUUUCAAGAUUUUUGAGGGCCUAAGUGAAAAAAUCUGAACAAUCCUAAUGUAAAUUAUUUGUAUAAAAGUAAUAAACCAUGUGAUUAUUCCU